Ruditapes philippinarum (Manila clam) is the source of this 463-nucleotide messenger RNA. RefSeq names its product O-acyltransferase like protein-like. The transcript is spliced from 3 exons. The coding region runs from base 39 to 449 and encodes 136 amino acids. The record is from RefSeq and is a predicted model, not a curated record. NCBI's taxonomy places the organism in Eukaryota, Metazoa, Mollusca, Bivalvia, Venerida, Veneridae.
UAAAUGUUGUCGGCUGGAUUGUUGCUACAGUAAUCGCUAUGCUAGUUUUAUACGGCUUGUACUCACCAGAUGGUACAAACAUUCUCAACGAUGAUACGUCGGCAUUCUAUAAUGCCACGUCAAGAACUGCAUGGGGAAUGUGUGUUGCUUGGGUAAUUUUCGCGUGUGCCAGUGGAUAUGGAGGCCCUGUUUAUAAUUUAUUGUCAUGGCGUGCAAUUAUUCCACUGAGCCGCCUGACGUAUUGCGCAUAUCUAGUACAUCCGCUCGUGAUGUAUGCGUAUUAUUCUAGCAAAAGAACCUUGAUGAGAUGGUACGAUUUUGAAAUGAUAUACAUUUUCCUGGGCCACUUAUGUGUAUCGUAUGCUGCAGCGUUUGUUAUUUCUCUUGCGUUUGAAUCUCCAAUGAUGGGACUAGAGAAAGUGUUGUUGGGAAGAAAGAAAAAUAGUUGAUAUCCAUGACAACA